This is a messenger RNA of Haliotis rufescens (red abalone), 8111 nucleotides long. RefSeq lists its product as uncharacterized. The record is from RefSeq and is a predicted model, not a curated record. The transcript has 2 exons. Bases 7207 to 7734 code for a protein of 175 amino acids. NCBI's taxonomy places the organism in Eukaryota, Metazoa, Mollusca, Gastropoda, Lepetellida, Haliotidae.
UUCACUGAAGUGGUAAACGUCUAAGACCUGCAUCACUUCAGGCUUUCCUCCCACAUUAAGCUGAAACGCCGUGAAAAACUUGAAUACUGUUAAAAGCGGCAUUAAACCCAACUCACUCACUGUCCUGCUUUGCUGAUUUGGCAGUGUUCAAAUCCACAUGUAGUCAUAGUGUAGUGCAGUCUGUGUCUAAUUUUUAACUUUUUUAGCCUGAACUUGUCUUUUGGCAAAAUUCGAGUACAUUUUACUCUUGAUGCAGGAACACUUGUUAGAUCAUGUAGAUGAGCUUACUGAACUGAAAGUGUUUAUGAGACUCAGGCUCUCUACUAUUUGAUAAUGGUAAACAUGGUUUUGGGUUGUAUGAAUUUAAAAUUAGAAAAAAAGUAUGUUGUUUUGUAGCAAUGUACAUUUGGGUUUGUUUUUUUUGGAGGAUACUUAACACACCGGUAGGGUAAAUGUCUAUUGAUUAUUGUGAGGACCUUUCGUUUUCAAAAGAUCAUUUCAGCAUCCUGACACAUAUUUGUAUUUUGGUAGUAUCCUCUUUUGGAUAUAACUUAUCUACUGUCUGUCAAUGGACUUCUUAUUUCAAUUUCAUGGGUAAAGUUAAUCAUAUUAAUGGAUUUAACCCUUGUUAAUGGACAUGUGGAGGACAGCAGGACAAACAGUGGGGACAAACACCUGGUUCCUCCAAGUUUUCUGUUUUCCUGUAUUUUCUUCACUGACUGUACAGACUUGUGAUUCAUUCAUUAUUGAUUGUACUAUGAGUCAACAAGAGGUAGGUCGUGUUUGUGUGGACUGCAAAUCAAUGAAUACUGUAAUGAAGUCUUUUGUACAUUUAUGCAUUAUGUUUAUGAGUUUGAUGCAUCAACACAAAAUUAUUUUGGGUUUGGUUCAGCUUUAAUAUCACAAUAUCAGAGUGAGCUUUUGGCGUUGGUUUGUCUGUUCACAACUCUCAUACCAUUUGAUUGGUCUUCAUUCCACAAUAUUAUUCUCUUGAAGAAGUGCGAAGGACUCCAGAUUAAAAACAAUGGGCCACUAUCUAUGGUCCAAAUGGUUACUCGAUAUGUCAUGUUAUUCCAUCUGGUUUCUGUAGUAUAUUAAAGUGUUGAAAUAUACACUAAGCUUGAGAAUAAGCAGAACUAAAAAUCUUUUUUAUUUUUUAACCAUUUAUCUAUUUUACACCUGGUUUGCAGGAUGUAAUUGAUCUGUUUGAAAUUAACUCAGUAUGUGUCACUGUAUCAGGAAACACAGGUGUCUCCAUUGUCUAAGGGGGCAGGUAAGGUAGCCAAGUGGUUAAAGCGUUGGCUCUUCACGCCGAAGACCCGGGUUCGAUUCCUGACAUGGGUACAAUGUGUGAAUCCCAUUUCUGGUGUCCCCCGCCGUGAUAUUGUUGGAAUAUUGCUAAAAAACGGCGUAAAACGAUACUCACCCAUAAGGACGAAUAUCAAUGUGCUUGUCGUGGUGUGUGUUCAAAUCCAAAACUGGUGUGCUUGGGCCAUCGGGAAGUUACCCACGAUCCUGGUAAUGUGUACAACCUGUAUGCUUUGAGCUGACGCCCACCUGAUACUGAAAGAGCAUCAUUAAAAAUAAUUUCCUUCACUGGUAUCAGUACCACCUCAGCAAGGUGAAGUUUUGUACCUCAGUACUGUGUUACAAUUACUGUGAUCAUAUCAAAUCAUCAUAUACAUGAUAUCAACUGUAUUGACGUAUUGUCAACAUACUGCACAAGAAUUCCCUACAAAGAAGGAACACAAUCAUUUGUUUCAGUAGUAGUAAUCGGAACUACAUUCCUGAUUUUACGUCAUUCGUGCUGUUAUUGCCCAACUCGUGUUUAUCGUCUCAGUGCUGAAGCAUGGUAAUUAGUGGCUUGUCAUGAACGGUAUUUGUUAAUUUAGUCAGAAUUUUGUAAAUAUUCACUAGUUAAUAUUUAAAAUCCCACGCAAUAUUUUCUGAUUGUUUCCACUGUUAUGGGUGGUGAUGGAUGUUCUGUACACGUGGGGUGUAUGUGCUGCUAAGAACCAUGAUAGGUUGGCUUGUUUGCUACAUAUUGUUUAUGAUGUGAUAUGAUUUUUGUUAUCUGUUGCUUCCUCUUAAUCCAGAAGUGGGCCAAGUUUGAGUUAUUGCUUGUAUUAUAUGUAUAUAUGGGGCUUUUUUAUACACUUGAUUUGGCUUACUGAUCUUAUCUGCAUUUUGAUGUUGGUAAAUGCUGUUAUCCUCUGGAUGGUUUAAAUAUCAAAUAUGCUUUAGCAUACUCUGAUUAUGUAAUUAUCUUGCCAAUUUAUAUAAGUAUCUGUUAUUUAUGUUGUGAGGAUAUAGACUUGUUAGACAAUAUCAGAAAUUGCAUGUGAGCCUGCAGUCAGUGUUGCAUAAUUAUUUUCCAAACAUUAUCUUUAUUCCCUUUUAGGUGUAUAAUAGUACAGGAUUAGUAAAAUGUUGUUGACAACAGCAUCUUGAGAAGUGAUACAUGUGUACUAAAUUAUUUAUUUUGCCUCACAAAAAUAUAAGUUUACUUCGCAAAAGAAUAUUGUAUAGAACAUGGAUAUUGUGUCCUAAUCACUUUUGACAUGACGAUGAACUUAUACAUAUCCUACUAUUAGGAUUAUCAUGAUUAGUGAAAUGUAUUAAGAACAUUUAUGGUCUAAAUGGUCACUUGUCCCUGUGCCUUGGACAUACACUUUUAUGAUAGUUUUAAAACUUACCAUCCAUGACAUUUGCCCCAUGGCGUGGUGGUAGCUCCACUGUCAAUGCAUUAGCUUAUCGUAGACAGAUUGUGAUUUAAUCUGCUACAUCACUUAUUAACCUCUUUCUUGUGAUAAUACGGAAGAAAUCCAUUUUGUGGUUAUUUUAUCCCAUGGCUAUUUUUUUGUACUCUGUGCAUAUAAUUUAGUUGGAAGAUAUGGAUAUGAUCAGAUCCAUCUGAGUCAGGGUUGUCAGUCAUAUGGGUUUUCAUGUUUUACCUCUUCUUACUGCUUGAAAGACUGAGCUGAAAUAUUUUGGCGUUCCUAACCAUUACAGUCUGAAAUGUUUCCAAGUUGUUUUUUAUAAGACUACAAAGAGUACAAUUAUUGAUUACUUAAGAAAUAUUUGAGCUCUUCCUCUACAAAUCCCAAAGAAAGAAUAUUUAAUUUGUGAAUGCACAAGCUUGUUUCAUUUUGUGUUUAGGAUGAAAUUGAUCUGACGUUACCAUGGGUAGGUCAGGAUUAAUUCUUGCAACUUCAAAUUCGCUACCAAAAGUUCAAAUAUAGACAAAAAGUGUUGCUGGGGUACCUUCCAUAAUGAAUACAACUUUUCGAGGAAUUUCAUAUUUGGGAUUCCAAAGUUACAUGAGAUUUUCACCUGGACAGUAUAUUUGACAAAUUAUGAUUACCAUCAAGAAAGCGUGUUUGUCCAAAUGCUCUGCACCUAUUUAUCAUCAUUUCAAUAUAAAUAAUAUAGUUUUGGCUGUCACCAUUCUAAUCUACAUCAGCUUAAAUAGUGAGCUUCAGUAAAGGAAAUAUAUUUAAAGAAGGUUUUGUAAUUAAAUACCAGAUAAGUAAUAACUUUUAAAUCCUUUUGAUAUUUGAGAAUAACUUUGAUGGUUUUUAUAACAGCAGGAAAGGCAAACCCUCGUUUGUUCUAUGUAAAAUGUUUACAACUUCAAGUUUCACCACACCUCUGAAGGUUUUUCAGUUGUGAUAAGAUAAAUUGAUUUUAAUUACUUCUCAGUAAGCAUUUGUAAAUAGGUGUAUAUAUCAUGUAAAGUAAUUCACUUACAUUGUACUGGUAAUUAUUUAGGCAAUGUAUUCAUUUUUUAUGUUAAUGUAUUAUAUACGUGGACUUUACAUUAAUGAAUCAAUGCAUAACUAUAACGAUUAUUUCAUUUUGUAUUUAUGGUUAUGUUCUUUUGUUUGUAUAAUGAUACUUAUAUUGGGGAACUAUAGAACAAACAGGUUCUCUUCUUUCAAUCAUUGUUAGAUUUUACACAGUUUCCCAGCCAAAUGUAUUGACAUUCUAUAUGAGGAUGAUCGAUAUGCACAUUGUCAAUCAAAAAUUGUUAAUUUCUUGAAUUAAAAGCCUGAAUUAUUGAUGGGUGAAAACUUAAAGGAGGGACUAGCCUCAAGUCGUUCAUGUUUUAGUUUGUCUGCUAGUCUAUAUUAUGUUAUGCAUAUCAUCAUACCUUUCAGCUGACGAUUGCCCUGAUUAUGCACAAAGAAUGUCUCAAGUUAAAAAAUGGCACUAAUUACAACAUCAAGAACAGGGUCCCAUUCAACAAAGUCAUCACAGUGCUAUGAUUGUUGAAUGCCUUUGUUAUAGUAUAGGAGUUAUGAUCGUCUUAGUGCUAAGAUUGCUUUUGGGGUUGGGACCCUGGACAGGAAAUGGGUUGCGGCUGUGGAGCUAGUCCUUUAACAUCAGAUCUCUACUUGAUAGAUAGUUAGAGUAUAUACAUGAUUCAUAUUAACAAGGUGAGAAAUUAACGCUAGCACAAAUUCCUCGGGGCUUUUCCAAAUUUACCCAUUGUUUAUUUAUGGAUGAACAACUUCUUUAUUACAAUUUAAGAGCGCCGUUUCAGUGUAGGUUCUAACACUGUUAUCAAGCUCUUAAAUUGUAAUAAAGAAGUUGUUCAUCCAUAAAUUCUUAUCCUUACUUAGUGCUCCAACUUCUAAAUGCCUAUCAAAGAAGAAAUUACAAAGGCAAUUUAUCUUUACCCGGGCUAGUCAAACUUUUGAGUUUAGUUCUAAGCCUGCAUAUACUCAAAUAUUAUUCCUUUAGUAGAUAUUGGUUUCCACAGAGCAAUAAUCUUCAGAAUGGCAAAAUUGCCGAUAUGGCAUAAAACAAUUAUCACACACUUGAUGAAGGGCAUUUCUGUUAUUAUUCCAGAGGUAGCAUAUGUAACAGGAACAAUCAUAACAAAGUCAUUAACUUAGAUAGUUUUUUUUAUAUGUUAUUUUAUUCAAACAGAUUUUAACAUUGAUGACCUUACUGUUAUUUGUAUGUGUAUUGGAGUUUUGAAAGCAUGAAUAUGUUUAUAGUAUUCCCGAUUGCCCUACUGUCAUGUAUAGAAAUAGUUGUGUAUUUUGAGAUAGUUCCUUGUGUUUUAUUCAAAAUUGCAUAUAAGUUUCGUGGAAAUGUUUCAUGUUUUCGUUCAACUGUUUUAUUAAUGUUUGUGAAUUUUGUACACAAAUACGUUUUGUACAAGUGUUUUAAGUUUUGUAAUUUAUAAAUAUUUAUUUCGUACUGAUUGUGAUCCAGUAAUUUAAAUUGUAGUGUUGAUUCUGUCUUCGUCCUGUGUGCACUGAGCAUAAUAAAGAGUUCUGAUUAAGGUCUAUACAUGGUUAUGUAAACAAUAAAAUAUUCUGAAUUGUUACUAUUUCUAUUGAUUCAGUUUUUAAAUUGUAACUGCAAUUCAUUGAACAGUGUAAAUAUUUAGGUUAUCAUGUAAGAAAUUACUUUUAUUUGAAGUUUGUUUGAAAGGGUUUUGUUAGUUUGCAUCAUUCUUUAAAUUGCAUUUGUGUCUGAAGCUUGAGAAAUAUGUAAUUCAGGUGUCAAAUAAUUAUCCUAGAGGGAUUGUUAAUGAAUGUAUCUUCUGAGCUGACAACAUUCAGUCUUUUACUUUGUCUUUCAUUUCAGUUUAAACAAAUGUGCUAUGGUAAUAAAGUAUUUGACCUUUGUGUACAUGGCAUCUUUUGUAUUUUUUACUGUUUCAGCAAUAUUGCUUGGGCAGGAAAGGAGGGUUGUGAUUGGAGGAAAGAUUAUGUUAGUGAGUGUGUGAAUGUUGUUCUAUAGUUUCAGUCAACUACAUGGUCGCUACAGUGCAGCAGCCUGUAAAUAAAUGGGUCUUAUCCAGGCAAACCAGUUGCUGACUGCUGGGGCAAUGACCCACAUCACGGGGUUGUGAUGACACACUACCGUCAGGUCACCAUUGUGACCACUGGAUACUUGUUUCAGUCUGCAGAGGGUGCAGGGGACCUAUUCUGAUGGGGGAAUGGCCUUAAAGAUGGACGAGACUCCACUUAGAUGUUAUCUGUUUGAAUCAUGGCAAAGGAACUACACUUUACUCAAUAAGACUUAUCUAGACUUCCGGCUCUGGCUCAUCUGAGCUUUAUUAUCUAUUUAAAUCUACCAGGUGUUCAUGAGGGAACUGAGAAUGAAAUCGAGUGAGCACUGAUCAACUGACAAGGGUCAUAGUGUGCUUUGAACAUGAUCUCCAGCAUGGAAAAAGCACCAUGUAAAUGGAUUAUUAUUAUUACUAGUAUGAUGAUGCUGCUGCUACUGCUGCUGAUAUUGUAUCCAGUAUGUUUGAGCCCAGAAGUGUCUCACACACUGAUAAUACUGCAUGUGAGUCUGUUCUUCACCUGCUCAGUGGCCAAGUGAUCUUAACAGCACGAUUAGGUUGUGCAGAGUUGUGUCUAUAAGCAGGAAGGUGUCGAUGCAUGUGAUUUUGCAUGGAAUCAUUUUCAUCCCGUUUGUCAUACCCCGUAACAUCUGUACUAAGGUGAUAUACAUUUACUAUAUGAUCACUGGGGUUCUUCUGAUUUUACACACUGUGAAAUGUGAUAUGUGGUGGAAAUCCUAAAUCAAUUACUCAUUGACUCUUCAAUAACUACCUCACUUCGAUAUCCACUUAGAACACAUACAGUAGAGUAAUAAACAAUAUAAUAAAUCAUAACUUUAUACUGCUUCGAUUGUAUUCGCCAUCUACUGGUCACAAAUACAUACAAUUCAACUAAUUCUUCAUAAGAAAGAAAAAAUCUCUGUCAAAAAGAGUCCAUUGUACAAUUCCAACUACAGCAUAAGCAUGUGUUAAUGAAUCGCUAUCAACUAGUGAGGAAUCCAGGUGUUUUCGAAAAGGUGGCCGUAUCCUUUGUUUGUGAAGUCACUAUAUGAUAUUGUUAUGUCACAUUAUAACAGUUGUCAAUUCAGGCAUCAUUAUCCAAGUAAGAGUUUUGCAAAUGAUGAGGUGCGACUUCAAAACAUCAAUAAAACAAUAUAUCUCGCAGAAGGAGAGGCUGUUCAAAAUGGAAUGCAUUCGUCAGCACUCGCCCCUCUCCUUAACCUCCAAUUCGGCUUCUCCCGGAAUACCACGAGUUGGUUACGAAUGAAUGGAAUGGUAUAGAGUCAGUGACGUCACUGUAUUAUGACGUCAUGUUAUUGUGUCGUCACGUAAUUAUCUCGCCCAUAUUCAUUGAGACUCGCCGUGCUUUUUAGCGAUGGCAAAGAUAUCUGUCUAAAAUGGGAUGCAAACAGACCAAGGUUAAGCCUUUCAAGCAGACUUCUCCGGAGGAGGCUCUGACGGGCAAGAUCAACUGUCCUCACGAGUUAUAUUUCGCCAAGUGUCAGGUGACACCGCCCACACCCCGCCUAUCAGGGACGGAGAUUCUUCAACAGUUACGAGACGAGGGCUUGGUCCACGACCGUCAGUCCAGCGGAGGAGUUGCCUUCUCUGUCCCAGCAGUGGAGGGGGUUGUUCCCAGUGGCAGAGCUCCCCGACGUCUGGAGCAAAUCCCAGUGCGAUGCUUCUACACAGCUGAGUUGAGGAGACAGAAGGCUGAUCUAUUCCGAUUUGACAGGUUGGUAGAACAAGUCCAGAGGAAACAACUGGACAGAGAAAUAAAGCACAAAGCUGUCAAGGACGAAAAGAAACGUCGCGAGUUUAUCAAGAAAAUGAAGACUGAGCAUCAGCUUCAGGUGAGGGAGGAGAAACUGAAGAAGCUGGAGGAAGAGCGGGCAUCCGUGAAGAAGAAGCCAGCCAAGAAGUAGACUAAGAGGAGCGAACAGAGUUGAUGGUUGUGAGGAUGUUGAGAACAGCGGAUGAUGCAAAUAAAUGAAGAACAUUAGGCCUUAAUGAAAAAAUGAACAAACGUAAAAAAGAACAAAAGAAAAGCAACAGGCCCAGCGAAACAGGAAGCCGGAAGAUGCAGUAGAAGGGGAUACAGAUCAUACGAAGGCAGUGUUGACAUGGAAGAAAUCCUUUAGUCUUUUUUAUUGUUUAAAUCAUUUAUAAGAACUCUUUCAGAUUACUACGUAUAAUGUGUAAUAUACCUGCAAUGGUUUUAUACAUUAAAUUUAUCAUAAAAUAUUUUGAACAUGUCAUAUCUUGUUGAUAUUAUGAGGUGGAUUUUUGUUUAUAAUAAAAU